Molecule: messenger RNA, 2372 nt
Organism: Brienomyrus brachyistius
Lineage: Eukaryota; Metazoa; Chordata; Actinopteri; Osteoglossiformes; Mormyridae
Gene: dct
Product: dopachrome tautomerase
Biological process (GO): positive regulation of neuroblast proliferation; melanin biosynthetic process from tyrosine; developmental pigmentation
Cellular component (GO): melanosome
Molecular function (GO): oxidoreductase activity; dopachrome isomerase activity
Source: RefSeq, a predicted model, not a curated record
UUUGCGUUUUUUUCUGCCAAGCCUCGCUGUAGCCAGGCACAUGGUUCAGAGUAACUCUGUCAGCUGAUUAUCACAAGACCCACAGCCUAAUCCUCCCACCACUGGGAGACCCGUAUAAAUUGGGGCCCUUGUUGCCUGAUCCUCAGACAGAAGCGCUGGUCCGUCUCUCUCUAGAUGUCCUGAGGAAAAUGCUCUGAUGCUGCAUGUAACGUAACAUCAGCCCUUUCGCCUUAUUGGAGGAACCGAUCAGCUGAGUCAUUCCCAGAAAUCUCUGCGAACGCCGUUUUCUGGGUUGGAGGAAGAAGCAGCGGUGAUGAAGAGCUCAGUGGUGCUGCUUCUGCUGUGUCUCUGGGGGAGGCCAGACUGGACUGGGGCCCAGUUUCCCAGAGCCUGCAGCACAGUUGAGGGCAUCCUCUCCAAAGAGUGCUGUCCCGCGUUUGGGUCCAACCCGGCCGACAUGUGCGGCGUGCUGUCGGGUCGCGGAGUGUGCAGCAACGUGCGGGUGGUGAACAAGCCGUGGGGGGGUCCCUACAACCUGAAAAACGUUGACGACCGUGAAUGGUGGCCCCUUAAGUUCUUCAACCGUACCUGCAUGUGCUUUGGAAACUUUGCGGGUCCUAACUGUGGAGAGUGUAAGUUCGGCUGGACGGGUCCCAACUGCCAACAGCCAAAGAUCCCUGUGGUGCGUAAGAACAUCCACUCGCUGAGCCCCGCCGAGCGCCAGGAGUUCUUGGACGCGCUGGACCUGGCCAAGAACACCACACACCCGGACUUCGUGAUCGCCACCCAGCACUGGCUGGGCCUCCUGGGGCCCAACGGCACGGAACCGCAGUUCACCAACGUCUCCAUCUACGACUACUUUGUGUGGCAGCAUUACUACUCCGUCAGAGACACACUUCUAGGGCCGGGACGUCCGUUUAAAGCCAUCGACUUUUCCCACAAAGGGCCUGCGUUUAUCACCUGGCACAGAUACCAUCUGCUGUCUCUGGAGAGAGACCUACAGAAACUCACGGCCAAUGAGAACUUUGCGUUGCCGUACUGGAACUUUGCGACGGGGCGCAACGAGUGUGACGUGUGCACUGAUUCCCUGCUGGGGGGGACCAGUGCUGACAACCCCUCCCUCAUCAAUGCGCAGUCCAGGUUUUCCAAGUGGGGAGUCAUUUGCAACAGCUUGGAAGACUACAAUCGGCGGGUGACCCUCUGUAAUGGGACCAAUGAGGGCUCCUUGCAGAGGGGUUUGCCGUGGAAUAAUGUCACCCUGCCUAGCAUGGACGACGUCCGGAGCUGCCUCAACGUGAAAAACUUUGACAGCCCCCCCUACUUCACUAACUCCACAUCCAGCUUCAGGAAUACUCUGGAGGGUUAUGGCAAACCUAACGCUAUGGUGGAUUCCACGGUCUCCAACCUUCACAACCUCGUUCACUCGCUGUUGAAUGGGACCAGCGCCCUGCCUCACUCCGCAGCCAACGACCCCAUCUUCUUGGUGCUGCACACCUUCACUGAUGCCAUCUUCAACGAGUGGAUGAAGCGUUCUGUCCCCUCCGACUCCAGCCUCCCGGUGGAAAUGGCCCCUAUCGGUCAUAACAAAGAAUAUAACAUGGUUCCUUUCUUUCCGCCUGUCACCAACGAGGCUGUCUUCCUCCCGUCUGAGCAGCUCGGAUAUUCCUACGCUGUAGACUUCGCAGACAAGCCCAGCAGCCCCUCAGCUGUGGUUCUGGGCUCCAUGUUCGGUGGCAUGUUUCUGGGUCUCGCUCUGCUGCUCCUCCUGCUGGGGGUUUACCUCCACCGCAGGAGGAGCCAGGACCGCGAGCCGCUGAUGAAAGCCGAGUUCUCCAACCCCAAGUACACCGAGGAGGCAUAAUGUGUUUAGACUGUGCAGGCGAAUGGCGUAGCUACCAAGAUGAAAAUUACGCUGAUAUUUCUGACGAAACUGCACUGUAGCAUUAUCCGUAGCUUUUGUCUUAUGUGUCAGUCGAUUACAGGUAUUUCACCCGACACCAUAAACAGGAGAUGCCAUUUAAUUAAUAAAACAAUAAGAACUAAUCUUGGGUCGAACACUCGUGUAGUGAGAUUGUAACUUCAAAUUGUAGUCAAUUUUAAGUACAAGACUAUUAAGUACAAAGCAAUUAAGCGGGCAUUUAAUGAGUUCUUUGCAGUAGUUACUCAAGGGUAAAUAUGUAUGACUGAUUAGCUACAUAUUUAGUUUGAACUAAAUGUCAGUUCAUCUUAUAUUCAAGUGGGUUCAAAAAUGGUGAUGAAAAUCAGUGGUGAUUGACAGUCGGGUGCGAGUUGGAAAUGCCUGAGUUUUCUUUUGGUAAAGGAUGUAAGUUGCUGGAAACAGUUUGGUUAUUUUUAAUAAAUGUUUAUUUGCA